Messenger RNA from Cladocopium goreaui, 4292 nucleotides. The record is from the annotation of a GenBank genome assembly. NCBI's taxonomy places the organism in Eukaryota, Dinophyceae, Suessiales, Symbiodiniaceae.
AUGGCCACCCGACCUGGAAGGGGUGUGAUUUUGCAACGGUGCCGGCCAGAGGUCAUUGCACUGUUGAAGGUGGGGAACUUCUACCCAGAAUUCUACAGCGAGAUCUUGACCCCUGAGUACAUCCGCUCAAGAUGCAAGGACCUUCGGAAGUUGCAUGGGCUCUCACCAAAAGAUCCCAGAGCUUGCAAGUUCUCGAUGCUGAACAUCAUGUCAAAAUCGAUCGGUGAAGACGAGGCCACCAGUGACCCCAAUUUCGAGUUUGUGGCUGGCUACUUAGCUACAUUCCUGGGGACACCGCCGCCCCUUCCUCGAAAGACAGAGGUUGAGGCUUGGAGUCUCACAGAGGGGGUGCAGCACCGUGCCUUAGCAAGCUACGUGAUGAACAGGGUCCAGCGAAACAAGGGUGUCAGGUCAAGCAAAUGUGUCCGAAUGCAACAGCUGAAAGAGAUUGUGAGGCAACAACUGAAGGAGAUGGGGAAGCUCCAGGAUGAUGGUUGCCGCAAGAUCCCUGAUCGUGGUGUGAACGCCACGAAAUCGAAGGACGAGGCGGAUGAAGACACAUCAGUUCCAAUGCACGACUACCCGAUUGAAGCGGAAUCCGAUGAUGAUGAGGAGAAUGGCCCGAAGGACAUCGAGGAGGAGCUGGAGAGUGAUGGUCAUGAGACUGCAGCCGGAAACCAGGACAAGAAGCCGCUGACAGCUUCAUUGCCAGCCGCAGAUCCCCAGUUGGAGGGUCAGGCUGACUUACUUUGUUCUCAGCUUGAAAAGGAAGGAAUCAGUGAUGAUGUGGUAAAGGCCAGGCGGCUGACAGUGGGGAAGAACAACCUCAGGGUGAGGAAGAUGAGGUUGACCACUGCAGGGUUUUACGUGUAUUCGGCGUCCCCAGUGACCAUCAAACAGAUUGAGCAGUUUCAUGGUGUCGAGAUGGGUCAGGUGGACGUUGGCGAAGAUCAUGGCACGCUGGGAGCCUGCAGGGGAGGCACCAUGGGUGAUGCUGGGCUGGAAGCGCUGCAACCUCAGAUAGUGCCCGAACAGCUGACUUGGCAGUUGAGUGGCCUUUGCCAGGCAGUGCUCUACGUGCUAAAGGCAAAACCACAUGCGUUGGCAUUUGGUGGACCGCCUUGUUCCAGCUUUGUUUGGCUAAACGUUGCAACUUCCAAGCGGAGCCAAUCCAGACCAUUAGGGGAUGUGGCACGGGAGUACAUAAGGCUGACAUGCCGCUGGGCACUUUUGCUGUUACUUUGUGCUGUGCGGCAAGUCCUCACAGUGACAGAGCAGCCUCAAUCUUCAUUGAUGAAAUUCUUCCCCUACCUGAAGUUUGUCGUUAGGGCUCUCAAGAAAAUGAAAGUGAAAUGGCUGGAACUCAACUCUGCCCAUGCUGAAACUCCAGUUUUGGAUGAUGCGGCUUGGGCCCUCAGUAAAGUCAAGAGCAGUGGGUGUCAGUGGAUCGUGGCUCUGAAAGCCCCAUACAGCUGGAAGCACGCUGACUUGGAAAGCAUCAAGGUCUUUUUGAAAGCCGAGGUGGCCAGGGGUGGAAAGCUUUCACGUAAGGCUUCAAAAGCUGGGUUCCAUGUGGAUGCCCACGAUCUGAUUACCCCAAAGAGGAAACUGAGCUUUACAGGAGAGGAUCAAGAGAAGAACUCAGAACCGAAGACAGCACAGCCAAACAAGACACGUGUAAACCUCCAGAAGUUCCGCAAAGAUGGGCCUCAAGAACCUUGCCAUGAGCUGAUGUCCAACAUCACGAGUGCUGACUGGGAAACUGGCGAGGACAGCCCUGAGGAGGACAACAGAGAGCCAAGACUUGUGAGGAGGUCUAGUAAGGGACCUGAAGAAAAAAGGGCAGCCGUGGUAAUGGACACCAAGAAUGCCAAACUCCAGCGAGCACACAGGCUACCCUCCACUUCAGACACCGACCGAGAUUGGAAAGAAAUGAUGCACAACUUCAAGAAUGGACUUGAGGACCAGGUUGAACAUGAUGAGCAAGGAGACCAGGAGGCUGAAGAGCCAACUUUGGAGUAUGAAGACAAAGGCAAAACUAAUGCAUGUGACAAGGGUGGACAGGGCAAUCAGACCACGAAGGAAACGCAUCAGGAACCAAAGGCUAAGAACAAGGUGAAGCAACCAACCAUGCCUGCCACUGAACAGCCUGAUGAUGAAUCUGAAGAGGGUGAAGUUGGAAAGUAUUCAGCUUCGAGCAACGGCCCAAAGGAAACGACUCCCAAAGAAGCAGGACCAAAGAAAAGAAAGAAGGCUGAUGAGAAAGCGGAGGAACAGAAAAGAAAGAAGGCUGCCCCAAAAAAACAGGAUGCAACAGUGCCGGAAGAGGUGGAGGAAAAUAAAGUAACGAGGAAGAGAGCAAAGGAAUGCGCAGAUCCUGAGCCAGCCCCUGAGGAGUCAAAGAAACCGAAGAAGAAGGCUGCUCAACAAGUUGAGCCAACGACCGUCGAGCAGAAGAAGCCAAAGAAGAAUGCUGCAGGAGGAGAUGAAGAUUAUGAAGAGCCAAAGACUGUGGAGCCGAAGAAGCCAAAGACUGUGGAGCCGAAGAAGCCAAAGAAGAAGGCUGCAGAACGAGAUGAAGAUUAUGAAGAGCCAGAGACUGUGGAGCCGAAGAAGCCAAAGAAGAGGGCUGCACAACCGAAGGAAAAAAAUGAAGAGCCAAAGGUGGAGCCAACGAAGAAGAAGAAUAAUGCUGAGCCAAAGGCUGCAAAGAAGGCAGCAAAGAAGACGACUGAAAAUAAUGAUGAAGCUGGUGAGAGCCAGAAAGAUCAGCCGGAGGAGAAGAUGGUGGAUGAAACCGAGAAAGGUGAGAGUGAGGCAACACCACCAAAGUCUGUUGGGGAGAUCUUGCGUGCAAACACUGCAGACCUCACCGAUCAGCAAGAAGGGCAGAAAGAUGAUGACCAAGAGAAGAAAAGAAAAGAAAAAGAAAAGCACGAGAAGCUCAAGAUCUACAAAGCCAGGAAAGGCCCAAAAGCUUCUGAAGCUCUGAAGAAGGCCAUCGCAGAUGCCAAGUCCAGCUCCAAUCGAGCAGCGGCCAUGCAAGAGAUCUACGAGAAGUGGUUGUCAUGUAAUGAGAACUGGAAGACUAGCUCCUGGGUGCUGUCGCUGCAGACAACAUCUACUGACGUGCGCAAAGGAGCACGAAGGUGGAUGACACGCGCGCAAAUAGCUUCCAAGUACGAUGACCCCACAAUAGCAGACGAGAUCAUACAAGCCAAGAUGGACCUCAUGCUUUUCCUAGUGUGGGACGAAGAAAGUGAAGAACAUUUGGAUUCCACGAUCCUGUCCAACUCCCAUCAAACAGUUGAUGGAGGGAAGCAUGGCAAGUCAGAGAGUUCCGACAGCUCCGGUUCUGAGGAAAAGAAGAAGGGCAAAAAUGCCAAGAAAGAUACGAAGAAAGAAACUGAGGCGGAGAAGAAGAAACGUGAAGCAAGAGAAGCCGAGGCACAAAAGAAAAAGGAUGAGCGAGAGAAGAGAGCACAGGAGAAGAAGGAAGAGCGAGAGAAGCAGGGGGGUGCCAGGAAGGUGCUGGGGCAGCUCACCGGCAGAAUCCGUGACAUAGUGGACAAGGAAAAGAGCGCAAAAAACAAGUUGUCUGCGGAUCUCGCCAGUGCUUUGGGGAAGAAUCUUGGCACUGAGCGUGAGAAGCUGCAGAACAUCCGUGACAAAUUACAAUCCAGCCUGGACAAUUUCGAGGAGACCAAAACAGAGAAGUUGAGAAAGAAAGGUCAGGAUGCUUUGGAUGCCUAUGCGGAGUUCCUGAAAUCUGCUACCAGUGCUGCCAAUGCAAUGAAGAGUGCCAGAGCCCAUGUGGAGGAACCCAGCUGGAUCACCGUACCAAUCAAGAAUCCUAAAGCUGCACGGGGGUUUGACAUGCGCAAGAUUCAAAUGUUAGAUCCUCACAAGUUAAUGCACGCGCUGUUCACUGUGGUCGGCAUGGAUGUCCCUCAUGAGCGGGUUAGCAUGCUGUACUAUUGCUUGGAUGAGAGCCCAAGUUGGAAGUUCUACAAUUUGACAGAAUUUUUGGCGGACCAAAUGAUGGCCCUUUGCUCUGCGAACUACUUUGGUGAUGCUCCAGAUCUUCAAGGUCAAUUUGAUUUGGCCUACGAAUCCUUCAAGAGAUUUUGCAAGUCGGAAAAGAUUCAGAACUCUCAGACGCAUGCUGCGCGCUUCUUGGGGCUCAGUGAACGGUGCAAGAGGGUUCUCACUCAAGAACAAGGGGAUACUUUAUAUGAUACUGGCUACAAGUUCUGCAGAAGGUAUAUCACCCUCUCCAAGGAUGCUACCAG